CGUAUGAGUCAAGCGUUUGAGAGCUUCUGUCUGGUGCUCGUCGCCUCACAAACCUCGAGGGAGGGGUCGAUCAUCCGUGGUAGGAGUCGCCUUGCACUGUCCUGCACUCGAGACCCCUCUUAUAGGGACACACAACAGCCGCGUUUUUCGAGGGAGGUGGGCGAAAGCAACUCUACUAAAGGCAGCACACAUAUGAAAUCCACGCAAUUGGGUGCAAGGCAAGACGCCGGCGCCACCGUUACCAUCAUCCAGACUCCUCCCCACGAGGGCAUUCGUUCUCGAAGACCUGAAUGGGAGACAUCAUUCCCGCUAGCACAGCAAGGCGAGAUCGAAGUGGGCUACGUCUACGAUGACGGACCAGAUGCUGUAGAGCCGACUCCUGUCUUUAUUGUGCGGCUUUCCCCGGCGCUCUGGAGGAACGCAGUGCUCCCAGCGAUACACGCGGGGCUCGCUGUAGCGUAGGGCACGGGCAAGAAACCAGGUUGG
Messenger RNA from Coniophora puteana RWD-64-598 SS2, 486 nucleotides. RefSeq lists its product as uncharacterized. Bases 4 to 462 code for a protein of 152 amino acids. The transcript has 2 exons. Lineage: Eukaryota; Fungi; Basidiomycota; Agaricomycetes; Boletales; Coniophoraceae. The record is from RefSeq and is a predicted model, not a curated record.